UGACUUGUAUGCAAGUCCAUCUUGGUGAAGCCACUGGUUAAUUGAGGUGUCUGGAAGAUACACAUGGACUCAUGUAGAAAAAACCAUGUGAUGCCGUGUAUGGCCACUGAAAGGGCAUGUUUUUUAAAAGGUCUAACUACUCACACAAAUGCAACCUCGUUCUCGUCACACUAGGCUAUCGCCAAGAGCAGUGAUUGUUGACGUAAAGCUCAGCAUGUCGGCUCAACG
This is a messenger RNA of Geodia barretti, 228 nucleotides long. The record is from the annotation of a GenBank genome assembly. Lineage: Eukaryota; Metazoa; Porifera; Demospongiae; Tetractinellida; Geodiidae.